GAGUCUAGUCUUUGUUCGGGGCUGUCCAAAGGACGCUAGCUGUUGCACCUGUUCCUCCCUGCGCGUAAGCUUCCUAUAAGACUGUUUUCUCUGAUUGACUUCUGGUGGCUUGGCUUCAUUAUGAUGUGUUUAUGUUCACAGAAAUUUUUGUAAUUUCUCUAUGGUAACAACUUUUUAUGCCUUAGGAGUGUCUCUGAGGCAGGAUUCUAAGAGAUUCUCUUUGACUCAAUCCCAGAUAGAGGAUAAAUCUCCUGGCAAAGCCCAGAAUGACCACAGCCCUGGAACCUGAGGACCAAAAAGGACUUCUGAUAAUUAAGGCAGAGGACCAUUACUGGGGACAGGAUUCCAGCUCACAAAAGUGCAGUCCUCACAGGAGGGAACUCUAUAGACAACACUUCAGGAAGCUCUGCUAUCAGGAUGCACCUGGACCCCGUGAAGCUCUUACCCAGCUGUGGGAGCUCUGCCGUCAGUGGCUGAGGCCAGAAUGCCACACCAAGGAGCAGAUUUUAGACCUGCUGGUGCUAGAACAGUUCCUGAGCAUUCUUCCUAAAGACCUGCAAGCAUGGGUGCGUGCACACCAUCCAGAGACUGGAGAGGAGGCAGUGACGGUACUGGAGGAUCUGGAGAGAGAGCUUGAUGAACCUGGAAAGCAGGUCCCAGGCAAUUCAGAAAGACGGGACAUACUCAUGGACAAGUUGGCCCCCUUGGGAAGGCCAUAUGAAUCACUGACUGUCCAGCUCCAUCCCAAAAAGACCCAGCUGGAGCAGGAAGCUGGGAAACCACAAAGGAAUGGCUGUUUGCUUCUCAAACAUAGAAUAGGACCCGUUUGUGUACUGUUUGUUUGUUACAGGUGAUAAAACUAGGACUAAGAAUGAAGAGUUGUUCCAGAAGGAAGAUAUGCCCAAAGACAAGGAAUUCCUUGGGGAGAUAAAUGACAGACUGAACAAAGAUACUCCUCAGCAUCCUAAGUCCAAAGAUAUUAUUGAAAAUGAGGGCAGAUCAGAAUGGCAACAGAGGGAAAGAAGACGAUAUAAAUGUGAUGAAUGUGGGAAAAGUUUCAGUCAUAGCUCAGACCUUAGUAAACACAGGAGAACUCACACGGGAGAGAAGCCCUAUAAAUGUGAUGAGUGUGGAAAAGCCUUCAUUCAGCGCUCACAUCUCAUUGGACAUCAUAGAGUACACACGGGAGUAAAACCCUAUAAAUGUAAAGAAUGUGGGAAAGACUUCAGUGGGCGCACAGGUCUUAUUCAGCAUCAGAGAAUCCACACAGGUGAAAAACCCUAUGAAUGUGAUGAGUGUGGAAGGCCUUUCCGAGUAAGUUCAGCUCUUAUUAGACAUCAAAGAAUUCAUACCGCAAAUAAACUCUACUAAUAUAGCAGUAAUAUCAAAAGUUCUUUGGACACUCAGGCCUAACUAGUUAUCAAAGAAUCUAUUUUAGAAACCUUGAGUUUCCUCAAUGUGGUCAAAGCUUCAGUCAUCAUUAAACUUCUCUGGACCAAAGAA
Homo sapiens (human) is the source of this 1503-nucleotide messenger RNA. RefSeq names its product zinc finger and SCAN domain containing 16 (gene ZSCAN16). The record is from RefSeq and is a predicted model, not a curated record. Gene Ontology annotation, cellular component: nucleus. Gene Ontology annotation, molecular function: sequence-specific double-stranded DNA binding. The coding region runs from base 267 to 854 and encodes 195 amino acids. Lineage: Eukaryota; Metazoa; Chordata; Mammalia; Primates; Hominidae. The transcript is spliced from 4 exons.